GUGGGGUGGAAAAGGAAAGGACACUGCAGCCCUGUGGGUCCGGUAUCUGCGUUUCCAUAGCAACACAUAUUACAUUACGUGGGAGGCGUUCAGGUAGUGGACUUUACACAGAGGUGGAGGGACAGGUGACGCACACCAACUCUUCUUCCUGGAAAGAAACACAGCAACUGCAAACCAUAAAAAUGGCCAAAUUCUUCACACCAGUUCAAAUCAACGAGUUCAAAGAGUGCUUCUCCUUGUACGACAAGAAACGAAAGGGCAAGAUUGUCGUCAAAGACCUGAUCACAGUGAUGCGCUGCCUGGGUACCAGCCCCACGUUCGGAGAAAUCGAAAGACAUCUACAGGUUCACAAAAUCGAAAAGGCCGGUGAGCUGGACUUCUCCACGUUUCUGACGAUGAUGCACAGACAGAUGCAGCAGGAAGACCCCAAGACCGAAAUCCUGGAGGCUUUGAGGAUGACGGACAAACAGAAGAAAGGUUACAUCCAGGCGUCUGAGCUGCGGGCCAAGCUCACCAUGCUGGGGGAGAAACUCACAAACAAAGAAGUGGAUGAGCUCUUCAAAGAGGCGAACGUCAAGUCAAGCGGGACCGUCAACUAUGAAGAAUUCACGCACAUGGUGACGCUGCCACCGGUCGAUUACUGACUUUCCAAGUUGACUUCGCACACAUUUAACUUGACGGUUUUUGCAGAAAUCACGUGAUGUUUGAAACGGGCGAUUCUGUCCCGGCUGAAGACAUCCUUCCCGUUGUUUUUUUCUUUCCCCAUGAUUAUUCCACGAUUCUUUAAUUAAACCGCUUUCAGAAGCUUUUCCUCUAUGACUGAACACAUUGUGAAGCAAUAUAGGAUAUUAUUUGCCAUGCUAUCUGUUGAUGGGAUCACAUUAAUGUGUUAAGCCGCCACCCAAUAAAAUGCAAUGUAGAUUGUCAACUGCCAACACAUUAAACUUGUGUAAUUAAA
Messenger RNA from Pseudoliparis swirei, 958 nucleotides. RefSeq names its product calmodulin-like 4a (gene calml4a). The transcript is spliced from 5 exons. Gene Ontology annotation, cellular component: myosin II complex. The coding region runs from base 183 to 644 and encodes 153 amino acids. NCBI's taxonomy places the organism in Eukaryota, Metazoa, Chordata, Actinopteri, Perciformes, Liparidae. The record is from RefSeq and is a predicted model, not a curated record. Gene Ontology annotation, molecular function: calcium ion binding.